Molecule: messenger RNA, 6542 nt
Organism: Mizuhopecten yessoensis (Yesso scallop)
Lineage: Eukaryota; Metazoa; Mollusca; Bivalvia; Pectinida; Pectinidae
Product: macrophage mannose receptor 1-like
Exons: 44
Coding region: 128-5944 (1938 amino acids)
Molecular function (GO): signaling receptor activity
Source: RefSeq, a predicted model, not a curated record
AACACCCUUUAGCUAACCUCAUCUUGUGGAAGUACAUGAAGGAACGCCCCCGGGUCAGAUGCACAUCUCACUUGGUAUGAUGAGGUUGUUUAGUUUCUAGGUAAAGCAAUACUAUUAACCUAACAACAUGCCACCUAACAUCCUGAUCAAGACUACGGCGUUUGUAUUUCUGUUUUGUCUGCAAUUACAAUGGGCGGUGGGUCAGCGGUGUCCAGUUUACUGGGCAAGCUAUGGUCAGAGCUGCUACCGCUACAUGUACCAGGACGCUAAAUCUUGGUACGAGGCUAGAAACUGGUGCAGGCUUCAGGGAGGUGACCUGGUAAAAAUCGAGACAACGCAAGAACGGACAUGGAUAUUACGACAACUUGGAAACUUACAAAGCCACCAACACGCCCACCCUUUAUGGUGGAUUGGCUUGAAUGACCUUGACGCAGCCUCUACUUGGCAAUGGUCAGAUCACUCUGUUAUUGACCAAAGGGUGUUCUUGUGGAUGCCAGGGAACCCAAACAACCAGGGAGCACGCGAACAUUGUGUUAGAUUCGACAACCUCAAGAUGAAUGACAGACCCUGUAACGAGCGAAUCAACUAUAUUUGUGAACGAUCGAAGGGUAUACCACUUACCUGUGAUGCUGACCGAGGUUGGCAGUCGUACCCACCUUACUGUUACCAUGUUCAUGGGGACCAGCAAACAUGGGCAAACGCAAGGAAACAAUGUAACCGGGAAGGAGGAGAUCUCGUCGCUAUACAGUCAACCGCGGACGAAACAACGAUGCAGGGUAUUGCAAGGUCAACAAGGCGGCCAUAUUGGUUUGGUUUACAUUCAUUUCAACAAACCGCAUCGGGUGCGGUACAAUGGAUGUGGGCGAAUGGAAGCCUGCUCACCACUACGCCGUACUGGGCCAACGGAGCAGCCUCUCCUCCAGGCAACCGCAAAAACACAACGUGUUCCUAUAUCAGUAACUCCAUCACCAAUAGUAAGCCGUGGAUGUCCACUUCCUGUAAUUCCCGGAAAUACUACGCAUGUCGGAAACCGGAAGGAGUUUGUCAGCAGGGUUGGGUUGCUCAUCAGACCAAAUGUUAUCAGAUCAACAUUCAAUUCAAGUACUCGUGGUCACAAGCAAAAAGUUACUGCGACAGACAGAGGUCCAGACUGGUAGAAAUUUACAGGACCACAGACACACAGUUCCUGAAUUCUUACCUCAGUAGACUUCGCCAAGCUGGCGUUGACAGCUUCUGGAUUGGGGCCUCAGAUUUAAAUACAACAACCUAUAAAUGGAGUCACAGCGGUCGCAUCAGCUACCAAAACUGGCAGCACAACCCACCGACGAACACACGGAACCGCCUGGAUUGUUCGUAUGUCGUGACAUCUGACCGACGAGGCAAGUGGCGAACCACCAGUAACUGUGGUGUGAUGAAGAAGGCGUUUAUGUGUAGCAUCGGGAUGAACCAGGCAGUGCACCAUGUGAAUACUCCCAGACCCCAGUAUACUUGCGACCGUAAUUGGUUGGUUUACGGGACGAAUUGUUAUCAGUUUAAUGACCAUCGACGGGACUGGAUUGGAUCAGGCCAAGACUGUCAGAGACAGGGCGCUCAACUUGCGAAGAUUUCCGAUGUCCAUGUACAGGGGUUUAUUGUUGCACACACUCAUAAUCAGGAGUACUGGAUUGGUUUAAAUGAUAGAAACACGGAGAGACACUUUAUGUGGGUGUCAGAUAAUAGUCCGGCACGGUUCGUUAAAUGGAAUCCCCAUGAGCCUAAUAACCAAGGUGACGAGAAUUGUGUGGAGACUAAAGAGAACGGCUGGAAUGACAAGGCGUGCAACACCGGACUCAAAUAUAUCUGUCAGAAACCUGCAAGGAAUUCGGGACUGCCAUCCGGAGCCCCAUCUACAACUGCACUGCCUUACAGUAUAAAGUGCGGCCUGUUGUGGGAAGAGGAUCCUAACUCGAACUACUGUUACCAGUUCCAGGACCAACAGCUAGACUGGAAUGACGCCCGGACGACAUGUAGACAUCAGGGAGGAGACCUUCUCAGUAUUGCGUCCAGGGAGGAACAGUUUUAUAUUACAGGCCGUAUCCGAACAAUGGUGUCUAUAGCGAUGUGGAUCGGAGCGAAUGACCGAGGGUCGGAAGGUGGUUGGUCCUGGACUGACCGUUCACCGUUUGCCUAUCUUAAUUGGCAAUCAGGUGAGCCGAAUGAUUACCAUCAUAAUGAAGACUGUGGAGCCAUCUUCACACAGAAAGGCACAUGGAAUGACUCUCCGUGCACACAGAGAAAUGGCUAUAUAUGUAAAAAGCUAGGAAGAGUACAUACGACCGUCCCGCCCUCGACGACAGUACACGUACCAGCUGGAAUGGUACUUGGCUGUCCAAACUACUGGAAACCCCAUGGGACAUCAUGCUAUCAACUUAUAAACAGGAAACUAAACUGGAACCAAGGUCGAUCACUGUGUCGGCAACAUGGGGGAUACCUUGCUUCAGUAGCCAGUCAAGCUGACCAGAACUUCCUUGUCAGCCAACUACCAGCUAAUCGUACUGGAGGCUACUGGAUCGGACUGAACGACCAGUUGAUUCAGAACAAUUUCCAGUGGUCUGACGGUAGUAAGGUGACCUUCACCGCGUGGGCACCUAGGGAGCCAAACAACUUCGCCGGUCAUAGGGAGGACUGUGUCCUUUUAUACUUAAAUGGCGGUAAAUGGAAUGAUGGUACGUGCAAUGAUCCGCAGAAUGGUGUCAUCUGUAAGCGACCAAAACAGGCUGUGUCAAGCACCCAGAGUCCCCAAACUGUCGGAUGUACAUUACCUGCAGUUGGAUAUCAAGCAUCAUGCUACUUCUAUGUGGCAGGCGCUCUGAAGACAUGGUCGAAUGCAAUAAAAGAUUGUGCUGCUCGUUUCAACGGUACACUUGCCAUUGUCAAUGACAGAUACACCCAGGCCUUUGUCGCUAAUUACCUGAAUUACAAGGGAGACAUGUUCUGGAUUGGGAUGUCCGAUGCCGUUACGCCGGGAACGUAUCUGUGGAAGGAUGGAACCAAAGUUGAUUUCACUUUCUGGGGAAGUGCACACACAGGUAGGGAGAGGAAUACCUGUGUCGCCCUGACAACGUCAUUACCGAUCGGUCUAUGGGAGAAUAAGAACUGUACCGAGACCCACCAUUACGUCUGUGAAUACCCCAGAAAGGGCUUCACCACGCCUCCCCCUACCACCACACUACGCCCAGUCCAAUGUCCAGUUGGCUGGUCAGGGCAAUUUACGAACAGCUUAAUGUGUUAUAAGGUGUUUUACAACGACAACGUCCUUGGUAAGAUGACAUGGACUGAGUCACGUGAUUACUGCCGCGGUUUAGGGGGCGAUCUCGCCAGCAUACACAGGGAGGCACAAAAUGUUUACAUCGGUACUCUACUGAGACUGAAGACUGGUUCCUUUUGGAUUGGGUUAAAUGAUCGAGACACAGAAGCAGGUUAUGUGUGGACAGACGGGAGAGGGACAGACUAUUCGAACUGGAACCCUAACGAGCCGAACGACUAUAAUGGUAACGAGGAUUGUACACAGAUCUUCGCAGGAUCGUUAGGCUGGAACGAUAACAACUGUUUCAUCACAUCUAACUGGAUCUGUGAGAUAAGAAGGGGACAAACACCUGUGACGACUUUGCCGCCUCCGACUGGUAUUACGUCAAGCCUGUGCGGAACUGACCCCGGGUGGUCACUCUUCAAUGGAUCGUGUUACUUACCGAGCCCUUCGUCCGGAGACUCAGCUAUUGUUGACUGGUACGAUGCCGGACAGUAUUGUAUCAGUCAAGGUGCAAAACUGACCAGUAUCCACUCACUAGAUGAGAACAACUACAUCCUUUCAUUGAUAACUAAGGCGUCUCUAGCGAAUGCAUGGGUUGGAUACAACGAACUUGGAUCAACAACGUAUACGUGGACGGACGGUUCCUUGGUAGACUUUGACUUCUGGAGACACGGGGAACCUAACAACGCUUUUGGAGCAGAGAUGUGUGUUUCGCUAUCAGCGUCCGGAGGAACAUGGAAUGACGACAACUGUGGACAAGAAAAGGGUUUUAUUUGUAAGAGGAAACUUGGUAUGACAGGUCCCCCGACGGUGCCAACUGUACCAGUUGUUAAUGGCGGAUGUAGAAACGGUUUCACCCCUAUGCCAAACAGUAACAAAUGCUUUAAACUGGACGGUAAAACAUCUCAGGUAAAUUGGCAGACGGCUUAUCAAGGGUGUAUGAAGUAUGGCCAGGGAUAUGAUAUCGCGUCGAUCAAUACAGCUCAAGAACAGGCUUUUGUAAAUACAUUGCUAAAAGGACUUACAACAAACGUUUGGAUUGGUUUGAAUAAUAAUCGACACAGUCACAAAUUUAUCUGGCAUGAUAACUCACAUGUUUCAUACACCAACUGGGCCGUCAACGAACCAAAUGGACACAGCGAGUCGCAUAAUGGCGGGACCACGACAGGCAAACCACAAACUACUGAAGAUUGUGUUGAGAUAUAUACCUCGAUAGUCAAGGUUGGCAAAUGGAAUGACAAGAGAUGCAGCAAUACUAGACCGUACCUUUGUCAGGGAUCACGAGUGCUCCACGUACCCAUACCGAGCACUCAGGGCACGUGCUUAAAUGGGUACACCUCGUACGGAACCAGCUGCUACAAGGUGGUGACAUCACCUGCAUCCUGGUCCAGCGCUAAUAUGGCCUGUGGUAAUGAUGGUGGCUCUCUCGUCAACGUCAAUGAUAUAUACGAGGAUUCCUAUGUGUACUCCAUUGUCGGCAACGCCCCCUACUGGAUCGGGCUCUCGGACACCUCACAGGCAUCAGACACUUAUAAAUGGGCGCUUAACUGGCCCGUUUACUACACGAACUGGGGGUCUGGCGAACCUACACGUGGAUCCGGAGAGGGAUGUGUCUCUGUCAUGGGGGGAAUGUGGAAUGAUACCUCGUGUACCGCCUCAAUGUCGUACGUCUGUGAAAUAAAUUCAGCAACACCUCCCCCGGUGACGCUACCUCCCGCCGGUCACUGUUCUGAUUCGACGUAUAAUCGGCAUGGCGACUUUUGUUAUUACAUCGAAGCCUUUCAUACUACAUCAUGGCCGGGGUCGCGGUAUAACUGUCAGAGACGCGGUAUGCAAUUGGCCAGUAUUCACUCUGCCGAAGAACAACAGCACCUUAUCAGCCUAGCCAAUAGCAUGAAACCCCUUCCGAACGACACAGCGGCUGUAUCAGCAGGCUUGCAAAACAUGUGGAUUGGCAUGAAUAAGGGUUUGUCAGAUGGAUUCACGUGGACAGAUGGAACAGCCGUAAGUUUCGUGGCCUGGGCAGAUGGGGAACCAUCUGACGCUAAGGGAAGUCACAACGAAGAGUGUGUAGAAAUGUACCAGUCAGGCGGUAAAUGGAAUGACAACAACUGCUUCAAUAACAAGGGAUAUAUUUGUAAAACACCCGCAAUUGUUCCAACAAUUGCGGCUACCGCCGCUCCAGUUCCGCCAGUCUCCAACAACCCUCCUGUCAACACACCAUUCAAUCCGCAAAACACUCCGAAGCCUGUCCAACCCUAUAGCCCAAUAACUCAAAGGCCAGUACAACCCUACAGCCCGACGAAUCCAGGCCGUACCCAGUACCCGACUAUGCCGCCAUUCCUCACAUACAAACCUCACAGCGGUCACUCACAGCAACAACGAGCGACGAAAACAGGGAACCAAUCAAACGGCAUAUCAGGGGGUGCAGUAGCAGGAAUCAUCAUCGGUGUUCUGGUUGUCUUGGGAAUAGCAGCUGGUUCCGCCAUCUUUAUUAAAAGUCGUAACGGUGGCUACCAGGGCAGGAGUGAUCAAGCUAUUGGUUUUGACAACGCUUUAUAUUCGAAAUCCCAGCAGUCUGUGAACAUAGAUCCUACAAGAACCAACGGACUUUCUGUGUCUUCUGGUCUUCCAGGGGAGGAGGAGGACGCAUGAACACUCGACAGCCAUGUGACAGAACGUCACAAUGAACGUCACACAAUCUUCUGAACUUAUUUAUACACUUCAAGUACUCUCUUUUAUUGAACAGCGACUUCCUUUGCUGGCAGGUCUUGUACUGAGUGGUAAUAACCAGGACAUAUUAUGGUGAUGACCCUUUGCCCGAUACUCGUGUUAAAGUCGCAAGAUGUCCUAGUGAGGGGAGGUUUUAGAGAGGUUUAUUGUGUGAACCUUUCGCCUUUAUUGAAGCAUUUGAUGUUUAUAGUAAACCAUGACAUGAAUACAGUAUUAACGAUAUGUGCCUUGGUUAUAGGUGAUAUCAUUGUAACGUUAACCUGUGAACCGAACAUAUCUCAGUGGUCCUUGUAACCAGUGUGAUCUGGAAGUCUUGCUUAGAUAUUUCCAGUUAUACAAGAGCCCAUCUGACGAAUCAUUAAGGCUGUCCACUUCGGCGCUGAGCAACUUCCGAUUUCCGUGUCUACCUUAUACCGUAUAUGCAAAUUGUUUGUGUUAUUUAUAGGGAAAUGGAGUCGUCCACAAUGGCUUUUUUAUUGUGGCAUUUCCUAUAGUAUUUAUGUCAAUAAAACCUGUUUAA